Penicillium taxi is the source of this 366-nucleotide messenger RNA. RefSeq lists its product as uncharacterized. NCBI's taxonomy places the organism in Eukaryota, Fungi, Ascomycota, Eurotiomycetes, Eurotiales, Aspergillaceae. Bases 1 to 366 code for a protein of 121 amino acids. The transcript has a single exon. The record is from RefSeq and is a predicted model, not a curated record.
AUGGUCCUUGUGAGGAUAUCGACUACAUUAGUAGCAGCACUAAUGCUGCAGGCCCAAUAUGCUAGUGCUUGGGGAAAUGCAGAUACGCUCUACAUCAACAUAUCUGAUAGUCUGGCUGGUAUCUCAGCCUCCGAAGCAUGUGUCGAUGCCAUGGCCACCAACGUGUCCUGCUAUGCGGGCUUGAGUCAGGUAGUCAUCAACACGAUGGCAUGGUCAGCCAGUGCACUUUCCGAUAUUUGCACUACUGAUUGCUCCUCCUUCCUGUCCAGCUAUGUCUCCUCUGUGAACGAAGCUUGCGGUGCAAGCACCAAGUACAACAUCUCUGGCACCUCACAAACUGCGGCUGAUAGAGGAAGAGAAAUUUAA